Molecule: messenger RNA, 1097 nt
Organism: Plectropomus leopardus (leopard coralgrouper)
Lineage: Eukaryota; Metazoa; Chordata; Actinopteri; Perciformes; Serranidae
Source: RefSeq, a predicted model, not a curated record
AACUACGAGAGGAGCGGGAGAGGAGGAAGUGGAGUGCUGGUUCAGACCGGGACCCGGACCCGGACCCGGAGCUGUGAGCCGCAGAGAGCAGCGGGAGGAGGUGUCGGUGUCUCCGGACCGGCGGCUCAGAGAGGAGCAGCAGGAGCAGCAGGAGCAGCAGGAGCAGCAGGAGCAGCACAGUCAUGGAUGCAGAGAGCGGCGAGCUGAGUGGCGGCGGCGUAGCGGCGGACAGCUGGCAGCUCCACGCUCCGUUCCCCUGCCGCGACCUUGUCCUCAACGGCGCCGACAAACCCUUGCAGAACUGGGCGUUGGACCCGGACUGCACGCUCAACGACAGUGAAUCAGAGGACGUCCUUCACGGCGUGGACCCAAACGAGGUGUUUCCCAGCGGGCCACCAGCAGAAUCGUCGUCUGAGAGCGACAGCGGCAUUUCCGAGGAGCCUGUGAUGGAGCGUCCCGUCACCAUGGCGACCACACAGCCGGCCCCGGCGACCAUCUACCAGGUGGUUUAUGACCUGAGCAGCGUGGGCGGCGUGCAGAGCGAAGGCGGAGCCGAAAACGUUUUCUCCAUCCAGCUGGCAGACGAGUGGAGCUCUCAGGUGUUGUUCUCGGACUCGUGUGUGGUGAGCGAGCUGCCCGUGGUCUCCGCGGCCGCCGUCCACCCGCCCGAACUCGACGGUGACGCGCUGUACCCGGAGCUGCAGCUGACGGACGAGGAGCAGAAGCUGCUGACGCAGGAAGGCGUCUCCCUGCCCAGCAACCUUCCUCUCACCAAGGCCGAGGAGCGAAUCCUGAAGAGAGUUCGGAGGAAAAUCCGUAACAAGCAGUCGGCUCAGGACAGCCGGCGGCGGAGGAAGGAGUACAUCGACGGGCUGGAGAGCAGGUACUGUUUUUUCUUCUUUUUUUUAUUUUGAUUUAUUUAAUUUUGUAGGGAACCAUUGAAAAUAAUUGAAGGUUUUGGAAAAAUCCUGGAAAUGUGUCGUGUUUAAUAAAUGAAAUGAAACAUAACGGUGAAUUUAUUUUCUGCAGGCAGGGACAGACUACUUUAAACGGCUGUAUUUCUAUUUAUUUGACCACCCAAAAAUCUUUUUCUGUCU